Messenger RNA from Eriocheir sinensis (Chinese mitten crab), 1096 nucleotides. Its product is annotated as putative nuclease HARBI1. The record is from RefSeq and is a predicted model, not a curated record. The coding region runs from base 38 to 1096 and encodes 352 amino acids. The transcript has 4 exons. Lineage: Eukaryota; Metazoa; Arthropoda; Malacostraca; Decapoda; Varunidae.
GCGGGAGGUGCGGCCUAGGAACUCCUAAGUGCAAGCAAUGGCCGACCUCCAGCAACACCGCAGACGCCAGCCCAGGAAUUAUCGCCCCCAGAAAGAUGCUCUUGAAGAAUACGACGACGACGAACUCAUCAGAAGGUUUCGCCUGGACAGUGAGGGAAUUCAUUUUGUCACCGAUAUGGCGCGAGACGUCCUGCAGAGCCCCACGAGGAGGAGCCAUGCCCUCACGCCAGAGAUGAAGGUCUUGAUUCUCCUCAGGUAUUUGGCAACAGGCAAAAUGCAACUCUGCAGCAGUGAAGAGCUGGGACCAUCACAGCAGACAGUUAACAGAGUUAUCUCCGAAACACUGGCAGCCUUCAACACGCCACACAUCAUGAGAAGAUAUCUUACAUUCCCAACAGAGAAUGAAGUGAUGCAACAGAACAAAGCAGAAUUUAUGGAAAUUGCAAACUUUCCGGGUUUGGUGGGUGUGAUAGACUGCACUCACAUAAGAAUAACUGCACCAAAAGAGUUUCCAGACGAGUAUAUCAACCGGAAGGGAUAUCACAGCAUCAAUGUACAUAUUGUCUUCAAUGCAAGAUGUGAAGUCGUCAGCUGUUUGGCUAAGUGGCCAGGAUCCGUACGUGAUUCAGGGAUCCUCAGUGAAAGUGGGCUUAAGCAGUGUUUUGACGCUGGUAUAAUCCCACGUGGAUGCUCACUGCUAGGAGACCAUGGGUAUCCCUGUAAACCUUGGCUGCUGACACCUUAUCUUAAUCCCCAGCCAGGACCACAAGCAAAUUACAAUAUAGCACACUCAAAGACCAGGAAUGUUGUGGAGAAGGGAAUUGACCAGCUGAAACGAAGAUUUCCAGUCCUCCACACUGAAAUAAGGGUCAGUCCAUCACUGAAGGUGUGCCAGAUUGUCUAUGUAUGUGCAGUGCUGCACAACAUUUGCAAGAGGUGCAAUGUUCCUCUUGAUGAUGAGCAUCUGGAUAAUCAAAAUGCUGCCCCAGAUCAUGAUGUUGGGGCAAUAGCACCAGCAGCUUGGGGACAAGACAAUGGACGAACCUUCAGGGACCACUUUACUGCAACUCACUUCAGGGAUUCCCAGGAGGUUUGA